UCUGCAUGCACUGUUUUCUUCACUGUGUGUGUGUGUGUGUUAUCAGAAUCAAUGUGUCUGAUUUAGCAAGCUGGCUUUUUGAGCAUGCUCAAGUCAGAAUUUUAAAUUUUUAUUUUUAUUUUUUUUUUAAAUCAAGUCUGCUGAGUCAUUUGCUCCAUGCUGCCUCCCACCAUGCCGCCGUAGCUCUGCCCCGAGCCUCCCUCCCUCCCUCCCUCCCUCCUCCCUCUCGUUGUCAGCUUGCUCAGGAAACAAGGCGAGGCAGAGUAAGCAGCAGCUGUGGCUGCCGUCUUUCCACCGACUCGGGAGAGGGGAGUUCUUCUAUCAACAAGCCAAUAACUCCGGCAGGAAUUUUUUAUUACAGUCGUUAGGCAAGGAGGCUGGGAGGUGGAGGGUGGGGGGGGAGAGCUGAUGUCAUUAGCAGGGGUGUGCGAGUGCAUCAGCAGCCAUGUCACAUGCUGCUAGGUGGGUCAGUGAUGCGGACGGAGAUGCAUGGCAGUUGCACCGGGAACAGAGGCAGCAGGUUAGCUCCCCCGUCAGCCGGAGAAAAAAGGAAGGGGGGGAGUCGGAGCUGGCUGCGGUGGGCAGCAGGAGGAUGCUCUUCCCCAACUGUGGUGGUGGUGGUGGCGGCGGCAUGCCCGGCUCCCAGGAGAUGCCGUCAUCCAGGGGCCCGCCGGGUGUCACAGACCUGGGCCUGGGCCUCCAGUCCCUCCGGCUGUCCGGCUGGGACAGACCCUGGAGCAGCCAGGAGACGGACGCACACAACUCCCCCUCCCAGGUUCACACCAGCUCACCCUCCAUGCUGGGUAUACUGAACAGCCCCUUCAGUAGCAUCCUUGGGAAGCCCCCCGGCUACCUGCCCCCCGAGUCCCUGAGCAUGACUGCUGACUUCCUGGAGAAGUUCCCCAGCAUGGCGCGCAUGGCAAACCGCCUGGACUCCAGCUCCUUCUUGGACUCUCGCUCCAGCAGUCCUGAAGACUCAGAGACCAGCGGCUUCAGCUCUGGUUCAGACCACCUCUGUGACAUGCUGUCGACUUUGCGGAUUUCCCCUCCGCUGCCUUAUCUGGCGUCUAACAUGCAGAAGGAUCUGCUGCGACUGGGCUCCCGGCUGGACCCCCAGGACUCCAGCUCUCCUCUGACCCCGCCAUCCAGCGCCAGCCCCACCUCCACCAUCUCCCGCCGCUGGCGUAGCGGCUCCCCCUGGCCCGGUGCAGAGAUGCUCGACCAGUCGGAUGACACGUUCAGUAUCGAGCGGGAGGCUCGUCUGCACAGACAAGCUGCAGCUGUGAAUGAGGCCACGUUCACCUGGAGCGGUCAGCUGCCUCCCAGAAACAACAAGGACCCUCUGUACUCCUGCAAGGUGUUUCUUGGUGGCGUUCCCUGGGACAUCACAGAAGCCGGCCUGAUCAACACCUUCAGCGGCUACGGCCCUCUGACUGUGGAGUGGCCUGGUAAGGAUGGAAAGCACCCUCGCUGUCCUCCCAAAGGUAAUGUGGCUAAAGGCUACGUUUAUCUGGUGUUUGAGAACGAGAAGUCUGUGAGGGCGUUGCUCCACGCCUGCUCCCAGGACCCGUUUCACCCCGAGGACAGCAGAGAGUACUACUUCAAGAUGUCCAGCCGCAGAAUGCGAUGCAAGGAUGUGCAGGUGAUCCCCUGGGUGAUCUCCGACAGUAACUACGUGCGCUGCCCGGCUCAGCGUCUGGACCCCAGUAAGACGGUGUUUGUUGGUGCGCUGCACGGCAUGCUGAACGCUGAGGCGCUGGCCAGCAUCAUGAACGACCUGUUCGGAGGAGUCAUGUACGCCGGCAUCGACACGGACAAGCACAAGUACCCCAUAGGUGAGAUACAUGUUGGUCAGAUGUCCUGCUUUUCAUUCUUCAAGUGUAGCCAGGUGGCAACCUCCAGUUCUGCCGCGUAAAGCCGAUGGUGUGUUAAAGCUGCAUUCUCUCU
Anarrhichthys ocellatus (wolf-eel) is the source of this 1947-nucleotide messenger RNA. RefSeq names its product cytoplasmic polyadenylation element binding protein 1b (gene cpeb1b). Gene Ontology annotation, cellular component: cytoplasm; nucleus; synapse. Lineage: Eukaryota; Metazoa; Chordata; Actinopteri; Perciformes; Anarhichadidae. Bases 446 to 1915 code for a protein of 489 amino acids. The record is from RefSeq and is a predicted model, not a curated record. The transcript has 8 exons. Gene Ontology annotation, biological process: negative regulation of cytoplasmic translation. Gene Ontology annotation, molecular function: translation factor activity, RNA binding; mRNA 3'-UTR binding; mRNA regulatory element binding translation repressor activity.